Molecule: messenger RNA, 1821 nt
Organism: Sander lucioperca (pikeperch)
Lineage: Eukaryota; Metazoa; Chordata; Actinopteri; Perciformes; Percidae
Exons: 2
Coding region: 108-1082 (324 amino acids)
Source: RefSeq, a predicted model, not a curated record
CCUACUGGUGUUCCUGAUGACCGUGAGGAAGUUUUAGUAGGUGGUAGUGAAUGACUUGACAGCUCAUUGUAAAUAAAACGGAUUCGCGCAGACGUAAUUGCGCAGCGAUGGCAGACGCAGCCUUCCUAGAGGACACGCUGCCCGAAGAAGAGAGGGAGUUUCAGAAGAUUAUAGCCUUGAUCGGCGGUAAAGAGAGGAUUUAUUUGGUGAGCGAUGCGUGUAAAAGUAAAGAGGUGGACGGGAAUGACGCUGGAAUACUGCAGGAGUUCAUCCGUGACAUGUUUCACAACAGCAGCCCGAUGGACAGCAACGGACAAACCUCUCUGUUAAGCAGUCACGACGAUACCGCAAGUGCAAGCCCCAUUUGCUGCAAGACCGAGACUGUCAAAAGCAAUGAAAUACCACAAAUAGCGAGGCCCAAUGAUUUGGAUUUGAGAGCCUGUCCGGUGGAAGAGGACUGGGAGAAGGAGAAGCGGCCAACGCGCAAUGGCAAUGCUCAAAGAAUAGCAACGAGGAGGGCAAACAGCGCGAAGCGAACUAUAGACUGUCCUAUCAUCAUAUUCAUCUUCCGACAGACAUUUCUCAGCAAAACUUCCAACGAACUGUGCUUAAAAGAGAUGUUGAAGGACGUAAAGACACGCACGAAACGUUCCAGAAUCGGCCGACCAGCUCUGAUUGGAUUAAUACGCACCAGACAGGAGAGCGCCGAGACGCAUCAGUGUGCGCAACUCCUGGAGCGUCUGAUUAGCUCAGUGUUCCACAAACAAUCACCAGAGACAAUAUGGGUCGGCUGUUUCAUCCCGAAGACAGAGGCCAAAAUGCUCAGCAUCAAGAAAAACGCCUGCAAAGUUAUACACGCAUCUCAAACAGCAGAUAAUACAAGGGAUAGAGGGAACCCACUUUGCUGGCCAUUCCAAUGUUUGUUCUGGGCUCAGAGAAGAGGUCAGGCCAACAACUCUUCAACCGGCAGUCAAAGAGGUAGCAGCAUCGUCCUGAAGUUCAGUUUGACUGAGCUAUACAGGCAUUUCCAUUCCGACAGGAUUCUUUCAACUCUUCUUCAUCCUUUCCAUACACCAACUUAGUCAUGUUCAGGGUUGUCAGGGGACUGGAGCCUAACCCAGAUUGCACUACAUGGGCAAAAGGCAUGCCUACCUGUCUGGCUGCAGGCAAAUGGAUAGACAAAGACAUUAAGGGUCUAAUAUUAUGCUAAUUUUCUGGUUCAUACUUGUACUUUGGCUUUAAUGUUCAAAAAACACAUUAUUUUCCUCAUACUGGCUGACUGAAUACCUGUAUUACUCUGUCUGAAACGCUACGCUUUAGCACCUGUCUCUUUAAGCCCCCCUCCCAAAAAAGCCCAGUCUGCUCUGAUUGGUCAGCGUUUCCGCAUCUGCGCCCUCUGAGACUUUGCAUGUCUUUGCAGCCGGGGAAUGACUAUAACAGCAUUGUAUAGCAGCACGUUCCAGGGGUGUCGGAGUGGGGGUGGAAAUAGGACUGAGUACCCAGGGCCCUCAUGUGAGGAGGGCCAAAAAAGAUGCUAGAAUGAAUAGCUGUGGAUGCUGGGAGGGGCCCAUAGAGAAUGCCUUUCUACAGGGCCCAGAAUUUUGUGCUACGCCCCUGGCACGUUCUACAAAUAUAUAGUAUAGUUGUAAAACCACAACCUUACAGCUCAUUUAAAGGCACCUUUUCUGAAUACAGGCUGUGUGCAUCUUUCUGUGGAUUGAGCGUUUUGAUACUUUCACAGUUUUUAUAUAGCAUCUCGACCUGUUUCAUAAUCAAAAAAGAGUAAUUAAAGAGAAUAGAAAACAAAAAAACAAGAAAACA